Messenger RNA from Conger conger (European conger), 3894 nucleotides. It is a transcript of the gene hoxa3a, whose product is annotated as homeobox A3a. Gene Ontology annotation, molecular function: RNA polymerase II cis-regulatory region sequence-specific DNA binding; DNA-binding transcription factor activity, RNA polymerase II-specific. The transcript has 4 exons. Gene Ontology annotation, cellular component: nucleus. The record is from RefSeq and is a predicted model, not a curated record. Gene Ontology annotation, biological process: regulation of transcription by RNA polymerase II. Lineage: Eukaryota; Metazoa; Chordata; Actinopteri; Anguilliformes; Congridae. The coding region runs from base 1923 to 3047 and encodes 374 amino acids.
CAGAAUAUAACAAAAUUACAACAAUGGUGUAUUAAGUUAGUCGGAAACGUAUUAUUACUAUUAUUAGUGUUAUUAUUAUUAUGACAUUAGCAGUUGCAGCAGCAGCAGCAGUAGUAGCUAGUAGUAGUAGUAGUAGUAGUAGCUAGUAGUAGACUAGAGGAACUGGAAUUCACGAAUGAGAAAAUAAGAAUAAUGUUUUGCUGUUAGCUGGUAACUUAUAUUAAACUCAAACGCAUCUAAAUGCGACGUGUUCUCCAAAUUUAGGAAAAUGUCACGUAUAUGCAAACAUGGUGAAAUAUUAUUGUGAAUAAACUCUAUGUUGAGCAGGGUACACACCAGGCAAACACAGCACUGAACUGAACUCUGCCUUGAAGUUUAAUGUCGAUGUCAACUGCUUUUGCGUUUACAUUAGCGAACGAGAACUGCCUUAAUGCCCACGGAAGGAGAACCGGCUCUUACAGCUCGCUUUAUCCCUGACGGUGUCUGAUCUAAACGGUUGUGAAAGUGCUAUCUUCAGCUGAGUGUGUUGGUAACCUUAGCUUUGCUGUUAUAGCUCUCAGUGUCAACAUUGUGAGAAGAUACGAGUAGUCUGUUGGCGAGGGUCCAAGAGCGAGGCUUCGGCUCUGCCCGUCCGCUCUCCGCGCUCCUCAGUCGGCUGACAGCGGGAUUCAGCCUGGCAUCCCCGUGGGCAAAGCUGCCCGGUCGCAAAUGAGUCCAUGUCACGAUUUCCCCUGUAUCUCUCUUGACAGUCGUUUGUAAGCGCAGACGUCCAGGCGUCCGCUACAGAUUGAAGGGUGGGGUCGCGUGGGUCUUCGAUUCAUCCACGAGAGAGACGUCCACGUGCCCCCCGCGCUAACAGAGCAAUCUGCACAUCCCGCUGUCUGCAAAGCGUUCUAACGUUAAACACGUUUCCGUUCACAUUAGGAGGUAUUCCAAGGCAUACACUGUCCUGCUCAGCGCAGAGACAAACUGAAACUUCGCCCGAUUUAAAAAGGCAAGACUAAACGGGGAUAAAAGAUAGAAUAAUACUUUUUUCUUCGAAGAAAGAAGUUUCAAAGUUCUAUAAAAAAGGGAAUUAUUUGUCCCGGUGAAGUUUACUGGAGUUUGACCGGGAUCACAACGUGAAUUUCCAUGGAAGAAGACUGCUCCCGCGGCUUGGUCGUUCUCUAACUUUUGGGACAAAGACUGUUGACCGUGGGUGUGCGCCAGCGAUGGCGCUGGUGACCGGGUCAGUGAUUAAUGUCCCACUGACCGUCCCACAUCGUGUUGACGGAAAUCAAGAGACGGACAGCAAACAGACUAUUUCCCCGCACAAAUCCUCUGACCAAUUAGCUUUUAAAAAGUAGCAGGAUAAGCACUUUUCACCUGGAGCACGUGACGUCAAGUUAAGUGAAAUGUUGCUCACUUUGACUUAAACUUUGAAAGUCACCGGUAUCCUGCUAUGUGUGUGUGUGGGUGUGUGUGUUGAAUCAAUUUAAACCACAAUCUGUAGUUUGAACUCUAUUGGUCCUUAUAAACUUGGGUUUGUUUGGGGGCUUUCGGGGGGUGUUCUGCAAGCACAGAGCAGUUUCCGUGUAACUUGCUCUUUGUCGCUGAGCGAAUCUGAGCUCGCCGCUCCCAGAGUUUCAAACAUAUCGUUUCCAGCAUCAGCCAGCCGGCCGGAGGAAGCGCCGCGGCGGAAUGGGGCGCUCUGUCUGAGCCGGUUCGGGAGCUCCCCACGCCGCGCAGGAGUCCGCUUUGCGCGUUCUGUCAGAUUCCCAAAACAGUAAGCGACCCGCGGCCUUCGAGGGAAUCUGUGUCCUUAAAGGUGCAGCGGAGGAGGCCAUUGGAGGAGAGGCGUCACGUGACCGCGGCGCCAAUGUUAUUCCACACGGGCGUCAGGACCCCGUCAGUGUGCCGUGAGAACCCCGGGAAGUUGCGUGAUGCAGCAGGGCAGCUUCUACGACGGCCCAGCGGGGUGCGGUCGCUAUGCGUACCCCGCUCCACACGGCCGCGCCUGCAGCACCGCCCCGCCCCAGUACCCCACCCCCACCCUCGCUCACGUGGGGAGUGACUACCCGCCCCCCGCCUGCUCCCUGCACCCCCCCACCGAGCACGGCGACAUCACCCCCCCCGCGCCCCCGCUGCCCUCCUCCCCCGUCUCGCCCCCGGCCCACAACGCGCCCAGCACCAAGCCUGCCCCCAGCGCCCCCCCCUCCAGGAAGCAGCUUUUCCCCUGGAUGAAGGAAUCCCGCCAGGGAGCCAAGCAGAAAAACAACACCUCCAGCACAGUGGAGAGCUGCGCCGGAGACGCCAGCCCGACCGGAUCCGCUGCGUCCAAGCGAGCGCGCACCGCGUACACCAGCGCGCAGCUGGUGGAGCUCGAGAAGGAGUUCCACUUCAACCGCUACCUGUGCCGCCCGCGGCGCGUGGAGAUGGCCAGUCUGCUGCACCUGACGGAGCGGCAGAUCAAGAUCUGGUUCCAGAACCGCAGGAUGAAGUAUAAAAAGGAUCAGAAGGGGAUCGGGAUGAUGCCUUCUCCCGGGCCGCAGUCUCCCCGGAGCCCCGUAGCUGCACCCCAGGCUGGGGGGUACCUCAACUCUAUGCACGCUCUCGUCAACAGCGUUCCCUACGAAUCCAGGUCACCCACGCCAUACAAUAAGCCCAAUCAACAUGCGUAUGGCAUCUCCACGUCAUAUUCCGCGCCCAUAAACAACGCCAUGAACACCUGCCCACCGCCGCAGAAGAGGUAUCCAGGGACAGGCGCGGGCACGCCUGACUAUGACGCGCACGCCCUUCAAAGCGCGGGCUACGGUUCUCACGUGCAGGGAAGCCCGGUGUACGUCGGCGGGGGUUAUGUGGAUUCAAUGGCCGGCUCCGCUCCCUCCGUGUUCGGCCUCACGCACCUCCCACACCCGUCCUCCGCCAACAUGGACUACAACGGCGCCAUCGCCAUGGGCAACAGUCACCACCACGGCCCGUGCGACCCACACCCCACCUACACAGACCUUACGCCGCACUACUCUCAGGGAAAGAUGCAGGAGGCGCCCAAGCUGACGCAUCUGUAACGCGACUGACAAGUUGGGGAGGAAACGCCCUCUCGCCCGCCAUAUUCUGACCUCCGAACCCGCAGCUUUCUUAAAAAAACAAAAACAAACAAAAACAAAAAAGAAGAAGAAAAAGGGGAAAGUCCUCAUUAGCAUAUGUCCCUUAUGUUUUAUUUUAUAGUUUAUUGUGUGACGUAGCUAUAGUGUGACGUAGGCCCAGCAGUCAUUCUCGUUGCUUGAGUGUCUCUUAUAACUUCGCCGAUGUUGUUGUUCCACGCGCAUAUAUUUAGGACACCGCGUGGAGGCACAGAUAUAGAAGCUUUUUUUAUUAUUAUUUUUAAUCAAACAGGGUAUACGAACAAUUUUAUUUUUUACGAAAUUCUUUAAUGUGAAUUUGUUGCUUUAUUUAUCCGCUUGAAGAAGUUUUUUGUUUGCAUUUUGUUGCACUUCCUGAGGCCUCGCAGAAUCUCGCGCCUCGGCUGAGAAUCGGGACCUCUGUUUGUAUUCUGACGGACUUUUCAACAUUAUUUAUUUGCUCUGAUAAAAAAAAAAAAAAAAUCCGUUUUUGAAGUAUUAUUUAUCCCCAUCUGUUCGGCGCGGGGGAAAGGCACACGGCGCGCGGCUGGAGGUCUUUCCUCGAGCCUGUGCGCGCGAAGAGCGGUUUGGCAGAACGUGGGGCUCGCGUCUCUUCAGCUAAAACACACCAGUCAUGCAAUAAGACUCGAGUGGAAGGCUUGGAGAAUUAGACUUGUUUAUUUGAAAGAUUGAUUUUUAUUCGAAGACAAAAAUCAUGUUUUUAUUGUCUUACAUUCCAUGCUGCUCCGAUUCUGAGAAAUAAAAAAAAACUAAAAAUAAACAUAAAAACAUG